GCUUGCCAAAACUGUUGAGUGAUGCGUGGGUGCUUGUCAGUUAUUCCAUCGAACCUCGUUGUCGCACUGUGGCCACCUCUGUUUUUGAUGUCGUGUUCCUGCGAUGAGUUCCCGCGUGGUCAUCGCCAAUCCCUCUUGCGUACAGCGGCCUCGGCCUCCGCGAACCAGGCUCGCUACCUUCCUCACAGCCAGGAACUACGUUGCCACUGGAAGGCCCCUUUCGAUCAGUUUCGCAUCCGCAAGGCCAGAGCAUGCAGCAUCGCCAAUGGUUUGACCACCUGCUCCCGUAGCUUAAGAACCGAACACCGUAUGCCAGUGCCAUGGUUCCAGUACUCCCCCAGAAAGGCAGGACGACACACACAAAUAGGCUACCCGCUGUCCCUUGUCUAUCUGAUACUGCCCCGCGAUUUUAUGCAUAAAACUGCUGGUCACAAGAGGUUGCUACGGACGUGCUUGUUGCCUUCCUUCGGUCCUAAACGGCCUCCGGUUCGGCGCUGUCGCCCUUUUGCGGUCCAGCAGAGCUUGGACCUUGUGUUCACCGGCCCUGUCCGGGAUGGAAUGCCCUUUGCCGUCCUAAGCAGCGUGACCCAUUAUAUCAGCUUGCUUCCUAGCAAGGACAACAGCUACUGUCCUCCCGUCCUACGGUACUGGUAA
Messenger RNA from Volvox carteri f. nagariensis, 654 nucleotides. RefSeq lists its product as uncharacterized. The transcript has 4 exons. The record is from RefSeq and is a predicted model, not a curated record. Bases 22 to 654 code for a protein of 210 amino acids. NCBI's taxonomy places the organism in Eukaryota, Viridiplantae, Chlorophyta, Chlorophyceae, Chlamydomonadales, Volvocaceae.